Theobroma umbraticum is the source of this 701-nucleotide messenger RNA. RefSeq lists its product as uncharacterized. Lineage: Eukaryota; Viridiplantae; Streptophyta; Magnoliopsida; Malvales; Malvaceae. The record is from RefSeq and is a predicted model, not a curated record.
UUAAACCCGCAAUGAACUCAACCAGACAAACAAAAAACUAUCGUUGGCUCGACUCAAAGCACCUUUUUGGUCAGAAUGGGAGACGAAAGCAGUACCAGCAACAACGACGACGACAAAGAUCCAUGGUUGGCACCCGACAAACUCUACCAUUUCCUCUUCUGCUUCUUUCUUACAUUCCUCUUCUCCACUUUAGCUUCACUCUCCCGCUACUCCUUUCUCCGUAGCCAUUCUAUUCGGGUUGGAUCCAUCCUCUCCCUCGCCGCUGGGGCUGCCAAGGAGGCUGCUGACCAGCUCGGAUUAUUCCCCUCUGCUGGUGCCUCUUCCAGAGAUGCCGUCGCCGAUCUCCUUGGCGUUUUGGUCGCUGCAAUGGCGCUUUCUCUAUGGAAGAAGCUGCUCCGAUCCGGGUCCGAUUCGGGGCACUCCCAACGGGUUUUGCCUGUUUGAAUGAGAAUCUCCCGUUAAUUGGGUAAAUGGGUUGACUGUUUUUUGGUAGAUUCAACGCAUGGCUAGUUACUUGGAGGACAGGAAACAUUUGGUUGCCGAUGAAAUGAAGGGAAAGAAAGCAGUCAUUGACGGAUGCUAAUUACCUCCUGAAGCUCCUCACGGUUACUGGCUUUUCACCAUCUUCCUCGGGCAGUUUGACAGCAGUAUAGGUUCCUGCACCACAUAGUGCCCCCAGGAUGGGAGCAGUGAAGUAGACC